Bombina bombina (fire-bellied toad) is the source of this 1315-nucleotide messenger RNA. Its product is annotated as leukocyte elastase inhibitor. Gene Ontology annotation, biological process: negative regulation of endopeptidase activity. Bases 104 to 1315 code for a protein of 403 amino acids. NCBI's taxonomy places the organism in Eukaryota, Metazoa, Chordata, Amphibia, Anura, Bombinatoridae. The record is from RefSeq and is a predicted model, not a curated record. Gene Ontology annotation, molecular function: serine-type endopeptidase inhibitor activity. The transcript has 9 exons.
UUAUUUUAAAUAUAAAGCUUGGUUCUCUGAGAUUAAUUUCCUUUCAUUGCAUCAAAAUAGCUGAUAAACUUCUUUGAGGGAAAAAGUAGUAGGAAAAAUCAUCAUGGAUGUACUGAGUGAAUCAUUGGCUAAAUUUACAGUUGACCUUCACAAGCAACUGGUCAAAAAUAAUAAAAAGAACAUAUUAAUUUCUCCAGUAAGCAUCUCAUCUGCUUUUUGCAUGGUAUUAUUGGGAGCGAAAGGAAACACUGCAAGCCAGAUUGAAAAGGUAUUUCAUUUCCCUGCAGUUGAGGAAUCAACACUGUCUCCAAAAAACAAACGUAAUUUACCUGAAGAAAUGGGAUGUGAACCCGUAAAUACGAAUGUUUGCCAAGCUAACGUUGUGCUCCAAGCAAUGAAACAGCUUCUUCAAGAGCUAAAUCAGCAAAGCAACCUGUAUGAACUGAGCGCAGCAAAUCGAAUGUAUGUUAAACAAGACUUUGAAUUAAAAGAACAAUUUAAACAGUGUACUGAAGAGCUGUUGAACGCCAAGGCAGAAGCUGUAGAUUUUCAGAAAGAUCCUGAAAAAGCUAGAACUAAAAUAAAUGCUUGGGUUGAAAGUCAAACAAAAGAUAAAAUCAAGGAAUUGUUUGCCAGUGGUACCAUUAGUGGUGAUACAGUGUUAGUUUUAGUAAAUGCAGUGUACUUUAAGGGAAAAUGGAUGGAACAAUUUGAUAAAAAAGCAACAAAGGAUGAACCUUUCCAUCUGAAUAAGAAUGAAAAUAAAACCGUGAAGAUGAUGUAUAAAUCUGCCAAGUUUCAUCUUGGUUCUCUGCCUGAUCUGAAAUGCAAGAUUCUGGAGCUUGUUUACGAAGGAAACUUUAGCAUGCACAUAGUAUUGCCAGAUGAGAUUGAUGGAUUGGAACAGCUUGAAAAUGACAUGACACAUGACAAAUUAAUAAGCGUCUUAUACUCUACAAAUGUGGAACAAAAAGUUGAGGUGAAACUUCCAAAAUUCAAAAUUGAGGAGACCUAUGACCUUAAGGAAACACUUUCUGCUAUGGGAAUGACGGAUGUCUUUAAUUCAAAUGCAGAUUUUAGCAACAUUUCUUCUCAGAGAGGCCUACAGGUGUCAAAGGUUGUUCACAAGUCCUACGCAGAUGUAAAUGAAGAGGGAACAGAAGCUGCAGCCGCUACUGGGAUUAUAAUUAAACAUAUCCUAAAAGCAGUACCGAUAUUACUGAUUGAAUUUACCGCAGAUCAUCCUUUCCUGUUUUUUAUAGCCCAUAAACCCACUAAAACUAUAAUGUUUUAUGGAAGAGUCACUUCUCCGUGA